Myxozyma melibiosi is the source of this 976-nucleotide messenger RNA. RefSeq lists its product as uncharacterized. The record is from RefSeq and is a predicted model, not a curated record. The transcript is spliced from 2 exons. Lineage: Eukaryota; Fungi; Ascomycota; Lipomycetes; Lipomycetales; Lipomycetaceae. The coding region runs from base 93 to 890 and encodes 265 amino acids.
GCUGCUGCGGGCUCGACUAUAAGAACUCCUGCAGCUGCCCGGUUCUUCUUGUAGUCCUCCAUCGUCAUAUCAAUCCCACAACAACAUUCAAAAUGCAUUUCUCCACCAUCGCUGCUACUCUCGCGCUCUCGGCCGCACCCGCCCUCGCUCAUUUCACCCUCACUUUCCCCGAAUCCCGCGGUGCGAACCACGAAACACAGACCUCCAGCCCCUGCGGAGGAAAGAACAGUGUAGUCCUUCCUCGCUCAAGCUUAGACCCUGGCAGUGUCUCAAUCGCUACUACCUCUUCGCACGCUGCUUCAGGCUAUGAGGUCAACUUCUGCGUUGGCAACGACUGUGUUGACGCUGACAGCUUCAACUACACUAUCGUCGACCCCCUGUUGAUCAAUGGCUCUGGCAAUUUCUGCCUUCCCUCGAUUGACUUCGAGGGUGACUUCUGGGACGGAGACAGCCUAAACGGUACCAUCCAGGUCAUCUACCUCUCCGACGACGGUGAACUCUACAACUGCGCCGAUGUCACUCUUACCCUCUCCGGUGACAGCUCGUCCUCCCUUUGCGUCAACGCGACUGGAAUCUCCACCGACGCCUGGCUAGGCUCGCUCGCUGCGUCUGAGGAGGCUGCCGGCAUCGAGACCGAUGAUGAUUCGUCUUCUUCUUCAGCCUCCGCCUCGGGCCACCACUCCUCCACCGCUACCUCUGCUGCUGCCUCCUCCACUGCUUCAGGCUCCUCCAACUCAACCGCCUCCUCAACCGCUGCUGCCUCCUCCUCCGCCGUCGCUACCUCAUCUGCCGCUGCCUCUUCCAGCACUGCGGGUGCUGCUGGAAACGCUCUCCCUACCACUGGAAUCUUGGGUGCCGUCGUUGCCGUUCUUGGAUACCUCGCCAUGUAAUUUACUUAAUAUCUUAGAGAGCAUUGUUAGAUUACACAUAAUAAUUUCUAAUGUAAAAAUAUGAAUCAUCCUUUUUUUGACAAAAA